Molecule: messenger RNA, 1860 nt
Organism: Peromyscus eremicus (cactus mouse)
Lineage: Eukaryota; Metazoa; Chordata; Mammalia; Rodentia; Cricetidae
Gene: Slc6a3
Product: solute carrier family 6 member 3
Exons: 14
Coding region: 1-1860 (619 amino acids)
Biological process (GO): sodium ion transmembrane transport; dopamine uptake involved in synaptic transmission
Cellular component (GO): presynaptic membrane; neuronal cell body membrane; plasma membrane
Molecular function (GO): norepinephrine:sodium symporter activity; dopamine:sodium symporter activity
Source: RefSeq, a predicted model, not a curated record
AUGAGUAAGAGCAAAUGCUCCGUGGGACCGAUGUCCUCUGUGGUGGCCCCGGCUAAAGAGCCCAAUGCCAUGGGUCCCAGAGAGGUGGAGCUCAUCCUGGUCAAAGAGCAGAAUGGAGUGCAGCUGACCAACUCCACCCUCAUCAAUCCACCACAGACACCAGUGGAGGCUCAAGAGCGGGAGACCUGGAGCAAGAAAAUUGAUUUCCUGCUCUCAGUCAUUGGCUUUGCUGUGGACCUGGCCAAUGUCUGGCGGUUUCCCUACCUGUGCUACAAAAAUGGUGGAGGUGCCUUCCUGGUGCCCUACCUGCUCUUCAUGGUUAUUGCCGGGAUGCCCCUCUUCUACAUGGAGCUGGCUCUUGGGCAGUUCAACAGAGAAGGAGCUGCUGGAGUCUGGAAGAUCUGCCCUGUCCUGAAAGGUGUGGGCUUCACCGUCAUCCUCAUUUCUUUCUACGUGGGCUUCUUCUACAACGUCAUCAUCGCCUGGGCACUGCACUACUUCUUCUCCUCCUUCACCAUGGACCUCCCUUGGAUCCACUGCAACAACACCUGGAACAGCCCCAACUGCUCCGACGCCCAUGCCAGCAACUCUAGUGAUGGCCUGGGCCUCAAUGACACCUUCGGGACCACGCCUGCUGCUGAGUACUUUGAGCGUGGCGUGCUGCACCUCCACCAGAGCCGUGGUAUCGAUGACCUGGGCCCUCCACGAUGGCAGCUCACAGCCUGCCUGGUGCUGGUCAUUGUCUUGCUCUACUUCAGCCUGUGGAAGGGAGUAAAGACCUCAGGAAAGGUGGUGUGGAUCACAGCUACUAUGCCCUACGUGGUCCUCACUGCCCUGCUACUGCGUGGAGUCACCCUCCCUGGAGCCAUAGAUGGCAUCAAAGCAUACCUCAGUGUGGACUUCUACCGGCUCUGUGAGGCAUCUGUGUGGAUUGAUGCUGCCACCCAGGUGUGCUUCUCCCUGGGCAUCGGUUUUGGGGUGCUGAUUGCCUUCUCCAGUUACAACAAGUUCACCAACAACUGCUAUAGGGAUGCAAUCAUCACCACAUCUAUUAACUCCCUGACAAGCUUCUCCUCUGGCUUCGUCGUCUUCUCCUUCCUGGGGUACAUGGCACAGAAGCACAAUGUGCCCAUCGGGGAUGUGGCCACAGACGGACCUGGGCUGAUCUUCAUCAUCUACCCUGAGGCAAUUGCCACACUCCCACUGUCCUCGGCCUGGGCUGCUGUCUUCUUCCUCAUGUUGCUCACUCUGGGCAUCGACAGUGCUAUGGGGGGCAUGGAGUCUGUGAUCACUGGGCUUGUUGACGAGUUCCAGCUACUACAUCGGCACCGAGAGCUCUUCACUCUUGGCAUUGUCCUGGCCACCUUCCUGCUGUCUCUCUUCUGCGUCACCAACGGUGGCAUCUAUGUCUUCACACUGUUGGACCAUUUUGCAGCUGGCACAUCUAUCCUCUUUGGUGUGCUCAUUGAAGCGAUUGGGGUGGCCUGGUUCUAUGGUGUCCAGCAAUUCAGCGAUGACAUCAAGCAGAUGACAGGGCAGAGACCCAACCUGUACUGGCGGCUAUGCUGGAAACUGGUCAGCCCCUGCUUCCUCCUGUAUGUGGUCGUGGUCAGCAUUGUGACCUUCAGACCCCCACACUAUGGAGACUACAUCUUCCCAGACUGGGCCAAUGCACUGGGCUGGAUCAUUGCCACAUCCUCAAUGGCCAUGGUGCCCAUUUAUGCAACCUAUAAGUUCUGCAGCCUGCCAGGGUCCUUCCGAGAGAAACUGGCCUAUGCCAUCACACCUGAGAAAGACCGCCAGCUAGUGGACAGAGGGGAGGUGCGCCAGUUCACGCUGCGCCACUGGCUGUUGGUGUAA